Molecule: messenger RNA, 3680 nt
Organism: Camellia sinensis
Lineage: Eukaryota; Viridiplantae; Streptophyta; Magnoliopsida; Ericales; Theaceae
Biological process (GO): cytosolic ribosome assembly
Cellular component (GO): cytosol; ribonucleoprotein complex
Molecular function (GO): GTPase activity; GTP binding; ribosome binding
Source: RefSeq, a predicted model, not a curated record
GAUAUACGCAACCUAUUAACACAAAGGCGAAAGCGAAGCAACUCGUGUUUAAAACCUCCCUCAUGAGUCGGCGCAGACCAUCCUUCAAUCGCGUUCCGAGACAAAACUCUAUAAAUCCACUGCUACUACUCCACAACCACAUGUAUAACUAGCCCACAUAGAAUUGUAAGCACUUUCUCUUUCACAAUCCCUCUUCUUUCUCUUCUCUAUCUAGGGUUUUUCUGCUUCUUUUUCUAUCUCCACCGCAAUUCGGUUUCUGGGUUCUUGGCUUUCUGUGAUUUAUUUUUAUUUUUUUUAAUAAUUUGAAUUGAUAGAGUUUGUCCAUAAAGUUUGUCCAUAAUCCUCUGUUAUUUUUAUACUCUCUUUGAUUGUUGUCACUUGCAAAUUUUGAUUGGUAUUGAUUACUGUACAAUAAAAUUUAAAAAAAGAAAAAGAAAAAAGAAAAAUGGGUGACUUUGAUUGUCCCCAAAUCAGAAAUAUAUGCAUUCUUGCCCAUGUUGAUCAUGGCAAGACUACUCUUGCUGACCAUUUGAUUGCCUCCUAUGGGGGUGGAGUACUUCACCCCAAGCAAGCUGGUAGGCUUAGAUUCAUGGAUUAUCUUGAUGAAGAACAGAGGAGGGCUAUAACAAUGAAGAGCUCUUCCAUAUCUCUUCAAUACAAAGACCAUUCUAUAAAUCUUAUAGACUCUCCUGGUCACAUGGAUUUUUGUAGUGAGGUAUCUACCGCUGCGCGGUUGAGUGAUGGGGCUUUAGUCUUGGUGGAUGCUGUUGAGGGCGUCCACAUUCAGACCCACGCAGUCUUGCGCCAAGCUUGGAUUGAAAAGCUUACUCCUUGUUUGGUACUCAAUAAGGUUGAUAGGUUGAUUUGUGAAUUGAAGUUGAGUCCAAUGGAGGCGUAUACUCGUUUGCAAAGGAUUGUUCACGAGGUUAAUGGAAUUAUGAGUGGAUACAAGUCAGAGAAGUAUCUUUCGGACGUUGAUUUGAUGCUUGCAGGUCCAUCUGGGGAAGUGGAUUUUGAGAAUCAUGAGUUUGUAGAGGAUGAUGAGGAAGAUACGUUUCAACCACAAAAGGGGAAUGUUGUUUUUGUGUGUGCAUUGGAAGGGUGGGGUUUUGGUAUUAGUGAGUUUGCGGAGUUCUAUGCUUCGAAGCUUGGGGCUAGCACAGCUGCGUUACUGAAAACUUUAUGGGGUCCUCGGUAUUUCAAUCCCAAGAAUAAGAUGAUUGUGGGUAAGAAGGGAUUAGGUGGAGGAAAUAGUAAGGCUCGACCCAUGUUUGUGCAAUUUGUGCUUGAGCCACUUUGGCAGGUUUACCAGGCUGCUUUGGAAGCUGAUGGGGACAGAGCGGUACUUCAGAAAGUCAUUAAGUCAUUCAAUUUGUCUAUACCUCCUCGUGAACUUCAGAACAAGGAUCCAAGAGCCGUGCUUCAAGCUGUCAUGAGUCGCUGGCUUCCUUUGUCGGAUGCAAUCUUAUCUAUGGUAGUUAAGCAUAUGCCAGACCCGAUUGCUGCCCAAUCUCUACGGAUAACACGUUUGAUUCCUAAGAGAGAAGUUUUAAAUGAUGGGAUUCCUUCGGAUGUGCUUGCUGAAGCAGAGCUCGUUAGAAAAUCUGUUGAGGUAUGUAAUUCAAGCCCUGAAGCGCCAUGUGUUGCCUUUGUAUCUAAGAUGUUUGCCAUUCCUGCAAAAUUGCUACCUCAAAGGGGCUUAUAUGGUGAGAUUUUAAACAAUUCUACCGAUGAUGGUGAAUCUGACGAGUGUUUCCUUGCAUUUGCAAGGAUUUUUAGUGGGGUUCUUUGUUCAGGACAGAGGGUUUUCGUGCUUUCUGCAUUAUAUGAUCCAUUAAAAGGGGAAUCAAUGCAAAAGCAUGUACAGGAAACUGAGUUGCAUUCAUUGUAUCUAAUGAUGGGUCAAGGCUUGAGACCAGUGGCAUCUGCAAAGGCUGGGAAUGUUGUGGCUAUUAGGGGCCUUGGCCAGCAUAUAUUGAAAAGUGCUACUCUUUCAUCUACAAAGAAUUGUUGGCCUUUCUCAAGUAUGGUGUUCCAGGUUUCUCCCACCCUUAAAGUUGCAAUUGAGCCUUCUGAUCCAGCUGACAUGGGUGCACUCAUGAAAGGCUUGAGGCUCUUGAACCGUGCAGACCCAUUUGUAGAGGUCAGUGUUUCUUCUAGAGGAGAGCAUGUUCUUGCUGCUGCAGGAGAGGUUCAUCUCGAGAGAUGCAUAAAAGAUUUGAAGGAGAGAUUCGCAAAAGUAAGCUUGGAAGUCUCACCACCUCUGGUUUCCUAUAGAGAGACUAUUGAAGGUGAGGCAUCCAAUCCAUUAGAAACUUUGAAGUUGUUUAGUGGGACCUCCGAUUAUAUUGAGAAGACAACACCAAAUGGUAGAUGUGUUGUUCGAGUGCUGGUCAUGAAGCUUCCACCUGCUCUAACUAAGGUGCUUGAUGAGAGUUCUGAUCUGCUUGGAGGCAUUAUUGGAGGCAAAUGGGGCCAUACUGACAAAAUCUUGGAAACUCAGAGAACAAGCAUUGUGGAAGAUGACAAUCCAAUUGAAACGCUUAAGACACGAAUAACAGAUGCUAUUGAGAGUCACAUUCCAUCUGAGAGUACAGAGAUUGACAAGGAUCGGGCUGAGAAGUGUAAAAUAUUGCGGGAAAGGUUUCUUAAGAGAAUCUGGGCACUGGGUCCUCGACAGGUCGGUCCUAAUAUACUCCUCACCCCAGAUUCCAAAGGAAAGACAACUGAUUGUUCUGUUCUCGUUCGGGGUUCCCCUUAUGUGUCUGAGAGAUUGGGUUUUCUGGGUUCAUCUAGCAAUGGUGAUGUAGCUUCUGAGGCAUCGUCUGUAGAGACUCAUGCUCUGUACCAAGAAGCGGAGAGUCUUGAGAGCAGUGUUGUGUCUGGAUUUCAGCUAGCUACAGCAUCCGGCCCUUUGUGUGACGAGCCCAUGUGGGGUUUGGCAUUUGUUGUUGAGGCUUGCAUUUCACCAUUGAUUGGGCAAUCAAAUGAAUCUGAAACUUCUUAUCAACAACCAGAGCAAUAUGGCAUCUUCACUGGGCAGGUGAUGACAGCUGUAAAGGAUGCCUGUAGGGCCGCUGUGCUUCAGAAGAAACCCCGGCUUGUGGAAGCCAUGUAUUUUUGUGAGUUGAACACGCCGACUGAAUAUUUGGGUCCUAUGUAUGCAGUGCUUGCUCGGAGGAGGGCUCGAGUUUUGAAGGAAGAAAUGCAGGAAGGGUCUCCAUUAUUCACUGUGCAUGCCUAUGUGCCUGUUGCUGAGAGCUUUGGAUUUGCAGAUGAGCUGAGGAGAUGGACUUCUGGGGCUUCAAGUGCUCUACUUGUUCUUAGUCAUUGGGAAGCACUUGCUGAAGAUCCUUUCUUUGUACCAAAGACAGAAGAAGAGAUUGAAGAAUUUGGAGAUGGUUCUAGUGUUCUACCUAAUACAGCAAGGAAACUCAUUGAUGCUGUGAGGCGGCGGAAGGGUCUCCCAGUGGAGGAAAAGGUAGUCCAGCAUGCUACAAAGCAGAGGACUCGGGCACGUAAAGUGUAGGAAGUUUAUUUUUUUGCAAGAAGGGACAUACUUUAUGCGCAAACUUGAAUUUUGAUGUCAGUUUGGUUAAAGAACGAUGAUGAGUUCCCAAUGUUUUUUUAAAGUGUUGUAUGAAAUUCUUGGUGAUAUAUGAAAGGUAUUUUUGGAAUCA